AUGCCGGGGCCGCCUCCGCCGCCUCCGCCGCCUCCGCCUCCGGGCGCGGGCGGUCCUCCCCCACCACCACCACCACCACCUCCUGGAGGCGCACCAGGCGGCAUCCCAGGACGUCCUCCGCCAGGUCGAGGUGCCCUUCUCGCCGAUAUCAGCAAAGGCAAGUCUCUUAAGAAGGCCGUUACGAACGAUCGCUCUGCACCUGCGGUUGCCGGUGGUGGCACAUCAUCAUCUGGCCCACCAGCAGGCGGCGCGCCGCCCGUUCCAGGCCUGGCGCCUCCCGUCCCUGGAAACCGCGCAAGGAGCAACAGUGAUCAAGGUACGGGCGGCACAUCAGCCGGGCUAGAGUCGGCCGCGCCGCAGCUCGGCGGCCUGUUCGCGGGUGGCAUGCCCAAAUUGAAGAAAAGAGGUGGUGGUGUCGACACGGGACGAGAUGCAGACUCCUCGUACGUGUCUGAUCCUGGCGAGUCGAAGCUUUCGACCGUCUUUGCCGGUACCUGGCCCUGGUGGUCUGAGAAAGACGAGUGGGAGGGGGCCACCGCCUCCGAUAGGAAAGAAGCCGCCCGCCUUACCAACUGGUCGAAAACCAGCUUUAAAGCCGACAAUCCCCUCAUCUCCUGCUCCUCCGCCUCCUCCUCCAUCAGCUCCAUUAGGAGCACCGGCGCCACCCCCGCCUCGUCCAACAUCAUCUGCUCCUGGCGCGCCUCCUCCUCCGCCGCCCUCAAGCGCACCUCCUUUGCCAGCAGCUGCCCCUCGACUACAGCCACCUCCUCCCCCUCCACCGCCAACGAGCUCCGCGCCCUCAAUUGCAUCGGCCGUGACCCGACCCUCUGGACGAUCAUCGCCGACGACAGCACCUCCGCCUCCUCCACCUCCUCCUCCCGGUGUUGCUCCGUCACCACCAUCUGCGCUUUCUCCGCCACCACCACCUCCCCCGCAAUCCCGCAGCCGUGGCUCGUCUCUCCGACAGUCCAUGCUUGA
Molecule: messenger RNA, 978 nt
Organism: Akanthomyces muscarius
Lineage: Eukaryota; Fungi; Ascomycota; Sordariomycetes; Hypocreales; Cordycipitaceae
Exons: 3
Coding region: 1-978 (325 amino acids)
Molecular function (GO): actin binding
Source: RefSeq, a predicted model, not a curated record